Achroia grisella is the source of this 2411-nucleotide messenger RNA. RefSeq names its product collagen alpha-1(IX) chain-like. NCBI's taxonomy places the organism in Eukaryota, Metazoa, Arthropoda, Insecta, Lepidoptera, Pyralidae. The transcript has 23 exons. The record is from RefSeq and is a predicted model, not a curated record. The coding region runs from base 147 to 2288 and encodes 713 amino acids.
UUCAGCCAGCACGGCUCCUUAGGCAUUCUGUGAUGGUUCCUAUAUAGUAAAAAAUAAAUUAAAAAAGAUCAAUUUGUGUUUUUUAAAUUGUGUGGUGACCAACUAUUUUUAACGAAUAUGCAAUUGUGUAUUACUGGCCAGUGAGAAUGCGGCUGUAUAUGUUGGUGAUCUUUGUGGGUUUGAUAUCUCCAUACUCAACUACCAAUGGUGAAUCAGCAGAUAUACUUACAACAAUAGCACCUUUUCCUAGUGUGGCGCCAUGUUCAUCGCUUCGUCCUGGUGACGUAGACUUCCAGACUGUCGACCUGAUUGCUGUGUACAGGCUCGACAGACCCGGUACUGCUGGAGUAUCGCUGGUACAAGGCUCGCAGGAUUUGCAAAGAGCAUACAGAAUACGAAAUAAUGCUAAUUUGACAUUACCUCUGCAACAAGUGUUCCCCAACGGCCUACCUGAGCAUUUCAGCGUCAUCGGCACCUUCAACAGUCGCGGACAACGAAGACCAUGGAGUCUCAUCAGAGCCCGUUCCAAGAGUGUACAGUUCUCAUUAACGCUGCUGCCAAAUGCGAAGAAACUUUCAGUUUUUGUGCAUGGUAAUAGGGUUGUGUUUGGAAGUGAAGAGUUGUUUUCACCUGGUUGGCAUAAAGUACAUAUGGCUGUCACAAAUGACACAGUACACGUGGCUGUUGAUUGUAUAGAGUUAAGACCGGAGAAUAUAAGUGCGCAUGACUUCACGAAUGCUACAAUUGUCACCAUAGCAUCCAAUGAAGAUGGGACUCCAUCUCCGAUCGAUCUACAGUGGCUCUCUCUGAGUUGUAACCAUUACAACCUUACUAGGGACAGUUGUGAAGAACUGGAGGAACCUGCAAAUCUCAUUGAAUCAUCGACGUUACAGAUUGGUUCGGGCUCCGUGUCAAACGUUAAUCCGAUAUUAGAUGUUGUCUGUAAAGGAUCUUGUCCUGCUGGACCUAUCGGACCACCGGGUCCUAAGGGGGACAUGGGCAUUAGGGGACCUCCUGGUCUACCGGGUAUUAGGGGACAAAAAGGCCUAGCUGGUUUGACCGGCGGGCCAGGAAUUAAGGGGGACAAGGGGAACAUAGGUAUACCGGGAAGGCCUGGACUACCGGGGAGCACAAACAAUACUGUCACAGUAAAUGGACGACGGGGACUACCAGGGAGACAUGGACCGAAGGGAGAGAAAGGAAACAGCGGGGAGAAAGGUGAGCCGGGUGAAGCGGGCUUAGUCGGAUUAUCAGGCCCGCCGGGUGUGGACGGCCGGGAUGGCCUGCCUGGGCCCCAAGGCCCUCCGGGUCUGAAAGGGGAGCCUGGCCUUCCUGGUCCUGCGAACAUAAUUGACUAUAACACUUCAGCGGUGCAAGGACCGAAAGGGGAGAGAGGUGCCCCUGGAAAGCCUGGUGUGGACGGUGCUCCUGGUUUAAGGGGAAUACCAGGAUCUGAUGGAAUUAGGGGUACACCAGGUCCCGAGGGACCUAUUGGAGUUCCUGGCCCACCCGGAAGCCGAGGAUUGCCUGGCCCACAAGGACCUAUUGGAGAACGAGGACCUGAAGGAUUACAGGGCCCUGAAGGUCCCCCAGGCCGGCCAGGUCCCGCUGGGCCUCCGGGGCAAACGGCUGCGGUGACUCCCGGCGUACUGUCCGCAGGACCACCCGGCCCUACAGGUGAAAGGGGAGAAAAAGGCGAGCCUGGUAUUCCGGGAAUGCCGGGGAGGGACGGUGUGGAUGGUUUACCGGGCGUGCCAGGGUCAGUAGGUCCUCCAGGUCUACCAGCACCAUACAACGCUGUAACUCAGGUUCCUACAAUCACUGAGAAUGAAGUCAGGAGCAUUUGUGAAGAUCUUGUUAGACAGCAUUUGCAAGAGAUGAUGAUCAGUCUACCCACAUUAUCGCCUAUUGUUAAGAGAGGAGCUCCGGGCAGGCCGGGUCCUCCCGGUAUACCGGGUAGAAACGGGGAUCCGGGUGAGUCUGGACCUCGUGGAUAUCCAGGUGAGGCUGGAGAGCCUGGUAAACCUGGUAUAUCAGGAGAGAGAGGAGAGAAAGGAGAUAAAGGCGAAAGAGGGCCUGAAGGAGUAGGGUUACCAGGUUCAGAAGGUCCUAGAGGUAUUGCAGGUCCCGUUGGUCCUCCGGGAGCAGAAGGCAGAACUGGUCCUCGCGGUGAUCCAGGGCGAGAAGGACCAAUUGGACCUCGAGGCGUCCCGGGACCAAGGGCAACUUGUGAUUGUCCCUCCCCAGCUUUCUACUCUUACCCUAUGGGAAGUAGUAAGGGGCCUUAAUAUUAACAUGUAUAAAAAUAUUAGUAUUAUAUAUCUUGGAAACUUAUAUUUGUAUAAAUCCUUUACAAUAUAUUUGAAAAUAGAAUGAAUUACUUUAUCAUAAUCUAUUGUAUAGUAUGUAUA